This is a messenger RNA of Trematosphaeria pertusa, 2127 nucleotides long. RefSeq lists its product as uncharacterized. The coding region runs from base 37 to 2127 and encodes 696 amino acids. The transcript has 19 exons. The record is from RefSeq and is a predicted model, not a curated record. NCBI's taxonomy places the organism in Eukaryota, Fungi, Ascomycota, Dothideomycetes, Pleosporales, Trematosphaeriaceae.
UGGCUCCAGGGCUGCAAUUGACCUCAAACGCGUAUAAUGUCUCAGCCUUCCACGCCACGUUGGCCGACUGACCACCCGGAGGUCCCUCGCAUCGCCGACCAGGAGGACUUUGGGGAGCUCGUUAGGAAGCUGUCUUUCUAUUUCUCCGAAGCCAUCACUCUCCCGCACACCUUCGAGGAACUCCGAACCCUGCCUUUCGGUCGCGUUCUGAACCCCUUGAUAUUUUAUCUGGCAGAUAAUACGCAUCACCCCGCCAUUGUCUCCGCGUUGCUGGCUCUAAAGGCUCAUUUCUCGGCGCUCGAGGAGUCUAGCGACGAACCCGGCGUGAACGAAGCUCGAGGAUAUGCGUGUGAGUUCGUGGCUUGGCAGUUCCUGACGAACCUUACCGAGAGGGAGACCAUCGACUUCCUGCUCUAUGAGCUGCCCCCUAUCCCGUCGCCAAGCGAUGAAGUCUCGGACACAGAGCAGUCGCGCCAUAGGCAGCACAACGGCGGUUCGCAUCAGGUGAGCGAGGAGGCGCCUCUGCUGCGAGGGGGCGGUCGUCAAUCUUCCUACUUCGGAACCGAUAGCGUAAGCGCCGGUGCUAUCACAAGCAGUGCUCGCUCGGAUGAAUUUUCUGUGCAGUUCGAGAACCUCAGCGCGCUGGAGAUUGCGACAGUCUCGGACAGCAAGAAGUUCCUCAGCCAGCGGCCUGUGCAAAAGAUCAUCAACGGACUGUGGAGGGGCGACAUCGUGUUCUGGGAGUCUCUCAGUGUCAAUUCGGUGAAGUGCCCUAAGCUGUACAAUCGGAGACGAGCCGAUCCGUUCUGCCGACUUCGGGUACCCAGGUAUCUAAAGAUCUUCGAGACGGCCUUUUUCGGCGUAUUCUUAGGGCUGUAUUACGCAGUCCUGGUGCAUCGAAAUUUCUCCCGUGUCACGCCAACGGAAAUUCUCCUGUACAUUUGGAUUGCGGGCUUUGCUUACGAUGAAUUCGGCGACUGGAUCGACGCGGGUCAGACCAGCUUCUACGCAUCUGAUUUUUGGUGGGCCUGGGAUAUUAGCAUCGUGGUCGUGGGGAUGGUAUUCUGCGCACUGAGGAUCGUCGGUCUGACCACAGCCUCCAGCAGUACCAUUGACCUUGCAUACGACGUCUUAGGGCUCGAAGCGCUCUUCCUUGUUCCGCGGAUCUUCUCCCUCCUCAGUCUCAAUCCCUAUUUUGGAACCCUGAUUCCAUGUCUCAAAGAGAUGACCAAAGACUUCGUCAAGUUUUUGUCGCUUGUCGUGAUCUUGUAUCUGGGCUUCCUGACCACGUUCGUACUGCUUGCCAGAGGGACGUAUACGCCUAAAGAAAUGUCCUGGAUCUUGGUGAAAGUGUUUUUUGGAUCUUCCUAUCUUGGAUUUGACGUCGCCCAGGAAAUAUCACCGUACUUCGGCCCACCCGUAAUGUUGGUCUUCGUCGCACUAACCAACAUUCUCCUCAUCACAUCUCUCAUCUCCCUGCUGUCGAACAGCUUGAGCAAGGUUCUCGAUCAUGCACGUGACGAGUAUCUCUUCAUUGUAUGUCCUGGAAGCCUCGUCCCUCCAUUGGACGGAAAAGGGUCGUUGAGCCAACCACUUCUGCGUUUCCGCUCUAGUGCCCAGAACGAUCAUUCGCACACCACACUGCCCGCUUCUCCGAAUGGACACGAGGCUGAUACGGGCUUUCAGAAUCUGAUUCCGCUUCUUCUCCGCCCAUUCCGGCUUAUCCUACCUUCAGAGCGGCUAAGGAGUGCUCGCAUUGUGCUGCUCAAAGCAACUCAUCUGCCCUUCGUCGGCGCGAUAUGGGCUUACGAGCGGCUUGUUGGUUCCCGGAAGCCCAACUCGGGCAUGCUCUCCAUGAGCGGGCCUGAGACACCGAUCAUGAAGACGUCUUCCCGGUCAUGGAUUCAGCCAGCGAGACCGUUAGCGGCAGGCUUGCAGGCGUCUGCGGAAGGAAAUGGCCGAACGGCAGGCAGAGCGCACCAGGCAAGUCGGCCUCAGACCAGGACUGGCCCAGGCGACGCGGACCCACAGCUAAAGUCGUUGGUCCUUAAGCUCACAUCGCAGGUCGAGCAGCUCACGGCCAUGGUCUCGCAGCUCCAAGAGCGCGAAGCGAGCAGGGCCGCUUGA